AUGGCGCCAAGUAAGAAACGCCAGCAGCCGGGGAACGACUCCCCGGCUGUCAAGAAGCCGAGAACAGAGGCUCGCCCCGCCCCGGCCUUCACCUCGGCACUCCAGAGCGAGGAGGUCGACUUCCCCCGUGGCGGCGGCACAUCGCUAACUGCCCUCGAGGUCAAGCAGACCCGCGCCGAGGGUGCGCGACAGGCCGACGCUGAGAUGGGCAAGACCUUCAAGAAGAAGAAGCUCAGCACGAGGCAGAUGCAGAAGGCGAAGAAGGAGAAGGCCACCGCCGAGAGCGACGCUGCCAAGGCCGAGCGGGAUAAGGACACAAUCCGUGUCGAGGAGCUCAGCUACAAGCGUCUUGUUCCCGGAACACUGGUGCUUGCGCGGGUACACACUGUUCUGCCGCUGCACCUCGUUGUCUCGAUGCCGAACAACCUGCUCGGACACAUCCCGAUCACCGAGGUCUCCAACACGCUCACGGCCGCACUCAACGCCGACAUUGACGCCAUGUCCGAGGACGAGGACGAGGAGGAUGAGGAAAAGGAAGGUGCCCCCGAGCUCACCGACAUCUUCAGGCCGGGACAGUACAUCCCGACGCGCGUCAUCAAUACGUUCCCGACCGCCUCGCAGGCGUUCAUCGCCCAGUACCCCGUGUCCGAGACGACUCGUCUCGCCGCCCGUGUCGAGCUGACCGCCGUGCCGGAGAAGAUCAACCUUGACGUCGCCAAGCAGGACGUCGAGAAGGGAUACCGCAUCGUUGGUGAGGUCCUCGGCGCUGAGGAUAAGGGAUACCGAGUCGGCCUCGGCCUCAGCGCCGACACUGGUCUCGCUGGAGUCGAGGGCUUCAUCCCGAUCGAGGAGGUUGAGAAGAACGCUGGCGGAGCUCUUAUUCCCGGACAGCUCAUCCCUACCGUCGUUUCCGAGGUCAAGGCUGGCGGCCGCGUUGUCAAGCUUACGCUCGACCCGCAAACUCUCAUUCACAGCAGCCUGACCGAGGUCUCGAACAUCGGCUCGCUUCUCCCCGGCCAGCUCGCUUCGUGUCUCGUUACUGCCGUCGUCCCCUCUGGUCUCAACGUCAAGAUCUGCGGUUUCUACGAUGGAACCAUCGACAUUGCGCAUCUCGGUCUCGGUGAGGACGACAUUGAGGACCGCUACAACAUUGGCAAAAAGAUCAAAGCCCGUAUCCUGUACGACACUGUUGCCUCGUCAGAGCGACGAUUCGCCCUCUCCGCCCUGCCGCACAUCUUCAACCUCGCCUCCCCCGUUGCUGCCGACGGCGAGACUCCCCUCGAGAUCGCGAUCCCCGUCGGCAAGACGCUGCCGAGUGUCAAGGUCAUCCGCGUCAUCCCCGACUGGGGACGCGUGCCGACGCUCUCCAACUCGACUGGCCAGUUCAAGGUCGGCACGUACCACCGUGCGCGUGUCAUUGGCCACUCGCCGCUCGACGGUGUCAUGCUCCUCUCGUUUGAGGAGAAGGUCCUGAACCAGGUCUUCAUGCAGGUCGGUGAGCUGACCAUCGGUCAGGUGCUGAAGGGCACCGUGCGCAAGCUGUCCGACAAGGGUCUCUUUGUCAAUGUGCAGGGCAACGUCGAUGGCGUCGUCUGGCCGCUGCACUAUGCCGACAUCCGCCUCAAGCACCCCGAGAAGCGCUUCAAGGUCGGUGCCUCGGUCAAGGCGCGUGUCUUUGCCAUCGAGCCCGCGCGCAACCGUGUCGUUCUCACGCUCAAGAAGUCGCUCGUCGAGUCCGACCUCCCUGUCCCGGGAAGCUUCGCCGACGUCACGGCCGGCGAGAUCACUCCCGCUGUCGUCUCCAAGAUCCUCGACAAGGGCUGCAUUGUCGACCUCUUUGGCGGCCUACGUGCUUUCGUCCCCCAGUCCGAGGCUAGCACCAACUACGUUGCGAACCUGAAUGAUGUCUUCUUUGUCGGCAAGGCCGUCAAUGUGCGCAUUACCGACGUCGACGAGCACAGCCAGAAGCUCGUCGCGUCCGUCCGCCAGGCGCUCCCCACGGCCGUCGCGGCCGAGAAGCUCGAGGUCGGCUCCGAUGUCUCGGGUAUCGUGGCCCAGAUCCACGCCGAGCAGGUCGUCGUCACCCUCAUCCCCUCGCAACUCACUGCGCUCCUGUCGCUGGCCAACCUGUCCAACCACCGCGGCAUGGGCGUCGACGAGCUCCGCAAGAGCCUCAAGGUCGGCGAGAAGCUCGAGGACCUCGUCGUCGUGUCGAAGAAUGCGACGAGCGGCCUCAUCAUUGUCGCGAACAAGCGCGCCAAGAAGGGCAUUCCCACGGGUAUCUCGACGCCGGCGCGGAACUUUGACGCCAUCGCCGUCGGCGACGUCCUCCCCGGCCGUGUCAUCAGCAAGACGCCGCAGGGCGCCAUGGUCCGUCUCGGCAAGAAGAUCCGCGGCCGUGUCGCGCCCACGGACGCUAGCGACGAUCUCUCUGCUCCGGGCCUCAAGGUCGACGACGACGUGCUCUGCUGCGUGCUCAAGGUCGACGCCGAGAGCCGCGCCAUCGACCUCUCGACGCGCAAGUCGCGCGUGCAGCCCUACUCUGCGCCUGCCAUCGUCGACGCCGAGAUCAACAGCACCGCCGACCUGAAGGCCGGCCAGAGCGUGCGCGGCAUCGUGAAGAAUGUGGCGCCCAACGGCCUCUUCGUCGCGCUCGGCCGCUCCGUCACUGCCCGCGUCAUGAUCAAGGAGCUCUUCGACGACUUUGUCAAGGACUGGAAGGCGCGGUUCGCCGUCGGCGACGUCGUGUCCGGCAAGAUCCUUUCUGUCGGCGACGACAGGGUUGAGAUGACGCUGCGCACCAAGCCGCGCAAGGCUGGGGCCGAGACCAAGCUGACCCUCGCCGACUUCAAGGAGGGCCAGAAGGUCGAGGCGACCGUGAAGCGGGUGGAGAGCUUUGGCCUCUUCCUCCGCAUUGACGGGAGCGAUGUGUCGGGCCUGUGCCACCGCAGCGAAAUCUCCGACAACAAGAAGCAGGACGUGAGCCAGGCCCUCAAGGGAUUCCGCGAGAAGGACCAUGUGCGCGCCGUCAUCACGAGCAUUGACAAGGAAAAGGGCAAGAUCAACUUUAGCAUCAAGGCGAGCCACUUCUCGGACGACUUUGGGGACAAGGCGUCCGACGAGGAGGAGAAGGAGUCUGGUGACGAGGAGGAGGAGGAGGAGGACGGCGACGACGAGUCGAUGGAGCAGGACGACGAGUCCUUCGUCAUGCCCAAGCUGCUCGGCGACAGCGACGACGAGUCCCCCGACAUGCUCAAGCUCUACUCUGCCGAUGCCGAGAUGCCCUCUGAUGACGAGGAGGAGGACGACGAUGAGGACGAGGACGAGGAGCCUUCCGAGGACGAGGAGGAGAUUGACACGGCGCCGACAGAGGACACGCCCGGUGCGCAGAAGCGCGUCUCGACGGCGGGCGGGUCGACGGCGCUCUCCCUCUCGGGCUUUGACUGGAACGGCAAUGCGGCCGAGUCUGAUUCGUCCGACUCCGACUCGGAGUCUGACGAGGAGGCCGCUGCGCCGAAGAAGUCUUCCAAGAAGAAGACCGACCUGACGGCGGCCGAGGCGAGCGGCGUGCCCCAGUCCGCGUCCGACUUUGAGCGUGCGCUUCUCGCCAGCCCGAACUCCUCCUUCCUUUGGAUUCAGUACAUGUCCUUCCAGCUGCAGCUGCACGAGAUCGAGAAGGCGCGGUCUAUCGGGCGGCAAGCGCUGGACCGCAUCGCGUUCCGCGAGGAGGGCGAGAAGCUGAACGUGUGGAUGGCCCUUGUCAACCUCGAGCUCGGCUUUGGCACCCCCGAGAGCACAGACAAGGUCCUGAAGCAGGCGGCGCAGUACAACGACGCGCGCGAGGUGUACAUGCGAUACGUCGACGCGCUGGUUCAAGCGGGUAAGGACACGCCCGAGGUGCUCGACGAGGUCUUCAAGCGCCUCCUGAAGAAGUAUUCGGCCUUCCCGCAGAGCUGGCUCAAGGCGGCCGAGGCGUCCUUCCGCAGGGGGGACGUCGAGGGCGCGCGCUCCCUCCUCUCCCGCGCCCUCCAGUCCCUCGAUAAGGCCAAGCACGUCCAGAUGCUGGAACAGUUCGCCCUCCUCGAAUUGAAAUACGGCCAGGCCGAGCGCGCCAAGACGCUCUUCGAGCAGCUCGUGUCGCGCUACCCGAAACGCCUCGACGUGUGGAACGUGUACGUCGACCAGCUGACAAAGCUGGGCGACAUUGCCGCGGCGCGCAACCUCAUUCAGGGCGCGCUCGGGCGGAAACUCACGAUGAAGCGCGCCAAAUUCAUCUUCAAAAAGUGGCUUGCGGUCGAGAACAAGAUUGGAGACCGCAAGGGACAGGAGAACGCGAAGGAGAAGGCGAGGGAGUGGGUUGCCGCGCACACUGCGCCUGCCGAUGGGGAGGACAGCGAUGAGGAGGAGGAGGAGGAGGAGGAGAGCGAUGACGAGUAG
This is a messenger RNA of Trichosporon asahii var. asahii CBS 2479, 4437 nucleotides long. RefSeq names its product rRNA processing-related protein. The record is from RefSeq and is a predicted model, not a curated record. Bases 1 to 4437 code for a protein of 1478 amino acids. Gene Ontology annotation, biological process: rRNA processing. The transcript has 3 exons. Gene Ontology annotation, molecular function: RNA binding; protein binding. Gene Ontology annotation, cellular component: nucleolus; small-subunit processome; nucleus. NCBI's taxonomy places the organism in Eukaryota, Fungi, Basidiomycota, Tremellomycetes, Trichosporonales, Trichosporonaceae.